GACCUCGUCUCGUCUCCAAACCUAUUAAAAAUAUAUUUAGAAAUGUUAACGUCACUCAUUUAUUUAAGCUCCUUGAACCAGCUCCAGCGUGCAACAUUUAAACCAUGGCUGACAUGCAAGAUGCAACACUUUUCCUUAUCUGCAUAGCUUCCAUUAUCUUCUUCCUAACGAUCUGGGGCAAGACUCAGACCCAGGCCCAGCUUCCACCAAGCCCACGAGGGUUACCAAUCAUUGGCCAUCUCCACAUGCUUGGUCCUGUAACCCACCAAGCACUUCAUAAGCUAUCAACCCGCUAUGGUCCCUUGGUUUAUUUCUUCAUUGGUUCAAAACCUUGUGUUCUUGCUUCUUCCCCAGAAAUGGCCAAAGAAAUUCUCAAAACCAACGAAACUAAGUUCCUGAACCGCCCUAAAACGGCCAAUCUCGAUUACCUCACCUAUGGUUCAUCUGAUUUUGCCACAGUGCAUUAUGGACCUUACUGGAAGUUCAUGAAGAAACUUUGCAUGAAUCAACUUCUUGGUGGAAGAAGGCUAGACCAACUUCGUCCCAUUAGACAGGAAGAAACAAGGCGAUUUCUAAUGUUAAUGCUGAAGAAAGCUGAGGCAAGUGAGAGGGUAAAUUUUGGAGGAGAGCUAAUGAGGUUGACAAAUAACAUAAUAACAAGAAUGACACUGGGGCAAAGGUGUUCUGAUAAAGAAGAUGAAGCUGGUGAGGUGAGAAAAUUGGUGCAAGCGUUGACUCAGUUGGGAGCUAAGUUUAAUCUGUCAGAUACAAUUUGGUUUUGUAAGAAGUUGGAUUUGCAAGGGUUUAGAAGAAAGCUAGAGGAUGCUCGGAAGAGGUAUGAUGUUAUGAUGGAGAGGAUCAUGAAGGAGCAUGAAGAGUCGAGGAAGAAGAGGAAGCAAAUGGGCGAUGAGGGUGAUUCCGAAAGGGAUUUACUUGAUGUUUUAUUCCAUAUAUUCGAAGACAAAAACGCAGAGAUGAGAUUGACCAGAGCAAAUAUAAAAGCCUUCAUUAUGAAUAUAUUUGGGGCUGGAACGGACACAUCUUCCAUCACGUUAGAAUGGGGACUGGCAGAGCUAAUCAACCAUCCGAAUGUGAUGGAAAAAGCAAGAAAAGAGAUUGAUUCUGUAGUUGGAAAAAACAGAAUAGUAGAAGAAUCAGAUAUUGCAAAUCUUCCUUAUCUGCAAGCCAUUGUGAAGGAAAUACUAAGACUUCACCCUACUGGCCCUUUAGUUGUAAGAGAAUCAUCUGAAGAUUGCAUUAUUGCUGGUUACAUGAUUCCAGCAAAGACUAGGCUCUUUGUGAACUUGUGGUCUCUUGGAAGGGACUCCAGCCAUUGGGAAAACCCUCAUGAGUUCAGGCCUGAGAGGUUUCUUAGUGAAAAGUGGUGUCGAAACAACCAGUUUUUGGAUGUAAGGGGGCAGAAUUUUCCGAUGAUACCAUUUGGAAGUGGUAGAAGAAGCUGCCCUGGAGCUACACUAGCAUUACACUUUGUUCCAACAACCAUUGCUGCUAUAAUUCAGUGUUUCGAAUUGAAAGUUGGUUAUGGAGAGAAUGAUAUUGUUGACAUGGAAGAGGGUCCUGGGCUAACACUUCGCAGGGCUCAUUCCCUUGUUUGCACCCCUGUGGCUAGGCUCACUCCAUUUCCAUCAAUUUGAUCAUCACAAUGUUUUAUGAAUGAUGCU
This is a messenger RNA of Pistacia vera, 1682 nucleotides long. Its product is annotated as 3,9-dihydroxypterocarpan 6A-monooxygenase-like. The coding region runs from base 105 to 1655 and encodes 516 amino acids. The transcript has 2 exons. Gene Ontology annotation, cellular component: membrane. NCBI's taxonomy places the organism in Eukaryota, Viridiplantae, Streptophyta, Magnoliopsida, Sapindales, Anacardiaceae. Gene Ontology annotation, molecular function: oxidoreductase activity, acting on paired donors, with incorporation or reduction of molecular oxygen, NAD(P)H as one donor, and incorporation of one atom of oxygen; heme binding; iron ion binding. The record is from RefSeq and is a predicted model, not a curated record.